GUCAUAUUCACAAUGGCGGAGGCAGGGUGAAGAGUAGAGUGUGUCAGUUAAGUGGCGCAGUAACCAACUACAUUGCCCGCGAAAGACGCUAACGGUGCCCGAAAAAUGGCCCUGAACCCCAAAGUGGAGAGAAAAACUGACAUAGAGUGUUCGAAGACCGGUGAGCUCGACUUGGAGAGCGGCAAUAGCAAGACAAAUUCGUUGUCAGCCGCCAUCUCGGCCACAUCCAACCAAAAUGGCGAUCAGACUGGAUGUGAAGACGGUGUAAUGCCCGAACAAGAAGCCUCUGAGCGGCGGAGGAGCGGGCAGACGACCGCGAGAAGCUCCAAUAAUUCACCGUUACCCGGCCAGAGACAGGCUGAAGAGUUGCCAAGGAGAAAUUUUCAGAUCCCGAGGAAGAUCAAGGAACGGAAAGGCCUGUACCAGUUUCUGGCCCCUGACUCCCGGGAAUUUGAGGGCCUUGUGAAGAUCCUCUCCUCCUUCUACCUGGAUGCAUCGUCCAGAGGGACAUUCUCCUACUGCAAGGCCAGGCUCAUUCACAAUGAGCUGCUGGAGAAAGAGUUCAUUGAGAAGAGGAGGGAGCUGAAGCAGGAGGGCCGUACAGACCCAGAGCUGGUGGAGUCCUACUGCUUCCUGUUCCCAGACAAGUCCAAGCUCCCUUGGAUAUGUGAGAAGGGUCUGUCUGUGGGACACUCCAGGAUCACUACACUAGGAAAUCCAGCAAUGGGUGUUUAUCUGUCCAAAUUCUCUGAUUUGCUUCAAAUGAACCCGUUUGAAGCAGGCACCUGUGGAGACAUUGUCAUAUUUAAAGUCAUGAGGGGCCGGCUGAAGAGCAUCUUUGAGAACAUGCCUAAGAGUGUCCUGGACCCCACGCCCAAGUUUGACUGUCACGUCUCCAAGAACGCCACGCGGGUCACCUCGUUGCUGUCCUACAGGGCUUUUGAACUCACGCAGCAGUACUUCUAUGAGUUUGCUUUUGAUGAGAUCAAGCAUCGGCCCAGGCAUGUGUGUCCAUACGCUGUGGUGUCUUUCCAGUACAAAGGCAAGGAGUCCGCUGCUGCACCUAUGGCUGCACACAGGUUCAACAGCACUGUCUGUGAAGGAGGAAGCAAAGGGAUGAGUAGCUACACUGUGUGGAGUGGGCCGCUGGUGAACAAGGGACAGGAGUUGUGCCAGGUGUCUCUGCUCUCCUUUACACGCCACUUCCUCCCUUUCAAACUAACGGAGACGUUGGAGAUGAGUAUGGGGAUGCAGCUGGACCAGGUGAAGAGGAAGAUCCCCUCUGUUCUGUUCUCCUGGGACACCUACAGCAGAACCAGAGAAGUGCUGAAGUGUGGGAUCUACUGCAGCCUGUUUGAGGUGGUGGAUUGGAAGGGCAAGGCGAGCAGCAGCACUCUCUCAGGACUCAUACAUAAACUGGAGAGAGAGAGGAUGGUGCUAGUGAAGCCUUUAGUUGACAAAGGUUUUCUCUUCCUCCUGUCAUCUGCUCAGAUGGUCAGUCCCAACGACCGUCGGGGGAGGGUUGAGAAGAGCCUGCAGGCACUGUUUGUCUUUCAGGAGUCCAGGGGAGUCGCCAAGUUCACGCCCAGACUGUCAGAGCAGGAGCCCCUGUCAGCUGAGCCCCUGCCCCCUCUCCUGGCCUCCAUGGACCCCUUCAUCCCAGCCCUGCACUAUGCCCUGCUCAAGAUGCGCUCCACCCCCGAUAACAAGCACCUCAGCACCGUGGUGGAGCGCCAGGCCUUAGACUACCUGACCAGGAGGGACAGCGGCCGGGCCUUCCUCCUCCCAGAGUACCAACAGACCCUGGACGAGAGGGGCAGCGUGCACCCCGCGCCCCGCCCCAAAUCCAACAUGGAGGGCCUGCUGCGCUCCUACCUCCACGGCCUCUCCUCGGCCUACGUCCUCCCCAUUGUCAAGGCCAGGGACAUGAUGGACAGGAUCAACCAGCCUCCGCCUGCCCCGGCCCCAACCAUCCCGGAUUACAGCCCUGUGUCAGACUGGGGGGGCUCAGGAGGGUCAGACAGACCAGAGAGGGUGGAGAGGCAACCUCCAGAGAGACCAGAGAGCAGCAGGAGGAGAGGGGGGCCGUCCCAGACCCAUUCUAACGGGGCCGCAGCAGGGACAGGGGCCCCGGCCCAGAGGUCAAGGCUGGCCCAGAGUGAGUACGAUAAGGACAAGAUGAAAGAGCUGCUGAAGCUGAUCCAGCUGCAUAAGGCCCUGGUGAAGGAGCCAGGAGGGAAGGAGAGGGCCGAGGGCGGUGACGACGGGGGCUGGGAGGGCCCCCACGGCCUCAAGAGGAAGCUAGAGGAGGACGAAUCAGGGGCCAUGUCUAAAUACCUACGGGGAGCCCACUUCAGCAACGGAGAGCCCAGUAGAGUAGCCCAGGGGGGGGAGGGAGAGAACUACAACCUGGCAGCAGUAAUGGAAAGUAUGGGGAUCACUGACCUAAGGGACAGGGGCAACACUUCCCAGGCUGCCUCAGCCAACGAGACACAGCGCCUGCUCAAGAUCCUGCUCUCCACCCUCAACAAGGCCAUGGCUCAGGGCGCUGCCGCGGCCCCCUCCUACCUGCCCGAACACGGGGAGCCCUCCAUGGGCUCGGCCUGCGCGGAGAAGCCGAAUGAAGGGCGAGUGGAGCAGGCCCGACAGGACUUCUUGGAGGAGCAGACGGCGUGCAGUCUGGCCAGCCCCUUCAGCCCCGACUCUCCAGGACAACAACCACACACCUCAGACAACCCAUCACUCACCUGGGAACUGGCCUCUCACACAGACAAACCUAUCCCCUUCUUUGAAUCUCAGAACGAUGGCGACCUCGAGCAGAGGAAAGUUCUGGAGGUGGGUGAGAGAGGUCCGAGAGGUGCCUCCCUGGAGCGGGAGAGGGUAACCAAGGAAGCCUCAAUAGAUAGGGUAGCCAAGGGGGCUUCCUUAGAGAGGGAGAGGGUAGCCAGGCCACCCAGCACUCUGGACACCAUCGUAAGCCAGGAGCUCCACUGCCUCUUCAACUCCAUCCAGGGCCUCAUGGACAGCCAGAAGAUCUACUACAACUCCCAGCUGCCCUCACGGCUGUCCCCGCGCCACACCUGGCAGCCCAACUGCUCCUUCUCAGACUUUGUGGCGCCCUAUGUCGUGUCUGUCCCUGUCCAGGGCCACGUCAACACCCUGUGUGAGAGAAUGGGCCGACUGGUGCCCAAACCUCGCCACACUGACUCUGCUAAAGCACCUGGGGCUCGUUCUACCCUCCAUGCUCCCUCCGCCACCGUGCCACCCCCUCCACACACCCUCAACCCCACCCAUCCUAUUCCCUCUUUCCCUCCCCCACCCCAUUCUCUCACCUCCAUCCCUCACCUUCCUUCGAUCCAUCACCUUCCACCCCCGCCUGCCCUCGUCCACUCUCCCGCCCCUAUCCUCAUCACGUCCCCGACCCCCAAGCCUGUCCCCAAAACCAAAGCACAGCCCCCUCAGGCUAAGAGCUCCUCUUCCUCCCAGAGCCGGCCCAAACCGGACCCAUUCAUACAGACACACAAGAACCCCUCUGCAGCACAGAAGCCCUCCACUGAGAGGAAGUCAGAACCAUCUGCCUCAAAGAGAGAGGUCUACUCCCCCUCCCAGGCCUCAAUGGACUCCUCAGACUCCACCCCAAAACGGCCUAAACAAGCUGCCAUCAUAGCCCCCUCUCCUCUGACCCCGGCAUCAGCCGCUGGACUACUGAUGGGCCAGCUGAAGCCUGAGGUGUUCAGCAGCCUGGUGGAGAUCUUCAAGGACGUGCAGAGGAACACGGUCAGAUUCUACAUCCACUCUGGAGAGGAGGAGGAGGAGAGUGACGUCUGUGUGGAGAUCAAGGAGUACUUGCUGAGCCUGGGCAACACAGAGUGUAACCCCCAGAUGUUCCUGGAGAAUAACAGCAGUCUGGAUAAGCUGCUCAUCGUCAUUCAGAACGAAGACAUCUCAGCCCAUGUCAACAAGAUCCCAGCCCUGGUGUCGUUGAAGAAGCUGUCCACGGUGAGCUUUGCGGGAGUGGACAGUCUGGACGAUGUGAAGAACCACACCUACAACGAGCUCUUCGUCUCCGGAGGAUUCAUCGUGUCUGAUGAGUUUGUCCUCAACCCAGACUUCAUAACACACGACCGGUUGCAGGCGUUCCUGCGGUUCCUAGAGGAGCAGAGCUCUCCAGAGAACCCCUGGCAGUGGAAGAUCCACAACAAGUCCCAGAAGAAACUCAAAGAGCUGGGCAGGUUGAAUGGUGAUGCCAUGGCUCUCCUCAACCUGCUGACAGCCUAUCAGAAGAAGCACCUGGUGGAGUUCCUGCCUUAUCACGAGUGUGACGCCCAAUCACGUCAGGCCCCUGAUCUGGACUGCCUGGUCAAGCUCCAGGCUAACCACACCCAGCACCGCCACUUUAUCUUCCUCACAGAGAGGCGCUUUGAGAUGUUCAUGCAGUACUCCAGGAACGGCAUAGUGAUCGCCAGCAUUGAUGACAUCAUGACCAGUUUCCACAACCUGAUUGGCUCCAGAGAUCAGAAAGAGCUGGCCACACCGCCCUCUACUGUAGAGCAUGAUGAGUGUAUAGAAGAGGAGGAUAUGUCGCUGGACUCUGAUGACGACAGCCACAACCAGGUGAUCGUCGAGCAUCCUGCCCAAACCCAGGAGGGGGGAGCAGGAGGGGGGGGCAUGGGGGACCCGACCCAGCAGCCCCCCUUACCCGAGUCAGACGAGUUCCGACCCCCUCUCCCCGACCAGCUCAACACCUCUGGCCGACACACCCCCUCCUCCCUCUCCUACUCCAGCAGCACCCCCAACCUUUCCAACUUCGCUGCUCUCAAAUCAGCCAUCUCCCAGUUCAAAGCCUCCAACCAGGUUGGUAGGGCGGACAUAGGCAGCACUUCGCCAGGAGGGUUUUCUGUCAACCCCCACCAGAGCUUCCUGUGUCCGUCCACCCAGUGGGUGUCCUACUCUGGCUCCUCCGGCUACACGGCUUCCCCAGCCUAUCCCGCCUCGCCCUGCAGCAGCACCCAGGAACAGGACUACAGAAACCCAGCCGCAGUACCUACUACAGCCCCAGGCUCCACUCUCACCACAGGGCCUCUGACCAGCCAGGCCCCCCUCACCCUACUGGACAUCCCCCAGCCUCCCCCGCCUCCUCCACAUCUCAUGAUGGGUGGGACUCUGUCCCAGUCGUUUAGCCUGCCUGGCUCUAGCUCUGUUAGUGGAGCAGCCGGGGUUGCUGUUGGAGCAUCCUUCUCUACAGUCAGCAGCACUAGCACUCUGCCCAGCACAGCCAUAGGGGCCUCUUCCUCUUCUCUCUCCACUGCACUAACAUACUCUGACCCUGCUGUUGCCACCACAGCCUCCUUAGGCCUGGGCUAUACUCAGAGCGACAUGGCCCAGCUUGGCUACCCGGCAGGGGUCAGCUCCAGCGCUAAUGGGACCCCCACCCAGCAGGGGGACAGGAGACUCAGUGGGCCCGGGGAGAGCCUAUGGGGGUUAGGAGGAGGAACCCCUAACAGCCAGGGAGGGGCCACGCCUGGCUCGGUCUCCCACAGCGGUCUCACCCAAGGUGGGGAGAGGGAGAGGACAGGCACUCCUGGUGGCAGUACCCCUGGAAGUCAGGGGGGAAGGACUCCAGUGAACAGUGUAGAAAGCCUUGGAGCGGGCAUGGCUGUUCCCUCUGUGGCCACCAGGGGGGGCUCUAUAGCUAGGCCCAUGCUGCCCAUCCAUGGAGGGACUGGAGGUAGUCGAGGCGUCGAGGCCAGUGUCCAUCCACUCAGCGGUGGUGGCUACGGCUGUUUAGGUGCCAUGCCUGGACAGAUGGGUAUGGGUCGCGGGGGUAUGGGUCCCGGGUCAUUAGGGGGGUACCGAGGGAGAGGAGCCCCACAGGGAGGUCUCUGGCCAAGGCCGGGAGGAGGACCCGAGCGGCCGGAUGGAGGUGGACCCUGCGGACCCUCCUGGGGUUACCCGAAGGGGAGGGAAGAGGGACAAGAUUACUACUCAGAUUACACAUACUCACACAACUACUCCCCCUGAACAGACAAUCAUGAUUACAGAGGGGUUAACGGACACGCCACACUCAGAGACUGGUAGAGCUGGCUGAAUGUACAUAUUUACUUGUCAAACUCUUUGAAUUGAUAAUAGUCAGAAAGAUCCUGGUUUUUUACAAAUAAACUUGAUACAGGCAGGGCCGAGUGUCGAUACUGUCGUAACCGUACGCUCUUUACAUGUAAGCUGUUUCAGACCCCUGUUCCGACCACUAUAUUUAUAAUUGUCAAGAAAUGUAAUGGCCUUCCAAGCGUCUCGGUUUUGUUUUAUUUUUUAUUCUUUGUUUUUUUCCCGGUUUUGAAACGGUUUGUGAACAAGGGGGAAAAGGCAGACUAUUUUUUUAAAGAAAGAAAAAAGAGAAGUGAAAGGCACACCACUUUCGCUGUUGGUUUUCUUUUUUACAUCCUUGGUUGUUCCCCAAAAAAUAUCUAUUAAAAUAAACAUGUUUCAAAUCGUA
This is a messenger RNA of Coregonus clupeaformis (lake whitefish), 6490 nucleotides long. It is a transcript of the gene tasorb, whose product is annotated as transcription activation suppressor b. Gene Ontology annotation, biological process: negative regulation of gene expression, epigenetic; protein localization to heterochromatin. NCBI's taxonomy places the organism in Eukaryota, Metazoa, Chordata, Actinopteri, Salmoniformes, Salmonidae. The record is from RefSeq and is a predicted model, not a curated record. The coding region runs from base 106 to 6021 and encodes 1971 amino acids. The transcript has 20 exons. Gene Ontology annotation, molecular function: chromatin binding. Gene Ontology annotation, cellular component: heterochromatin; nucleoplasm.